CGAGGCCUAUGUGACCAUCCUCUAAAAUCUUUAAGCUCGAGAAUCACCGAGCGGAAGCUGCAGGGCACGUGGCUGCCUGCUGGCCGAGGGAAUCUGGAGAAACCUCUCCUGGGGCCACGUGGCUCUGUUGUGCCUGUGUUCAGCCCCCAGAAUGGCCUGCACUCGGUCCAUGUUGAGAGUAGCACGCUGAAGCCCAGGGUGGUGACCGUGGUGAAGCUGGGUGGGCACCCGCUCCGGAAGAUCACCCUGCUCCUCAACAGACGGUCCGUGCAGAACUUUGAGCAGCUCUUGGCGGACAUCUCCGAAUCCUUGGGCUUUCCCAGAUGGAAGAACGAUCGCGUGAGAAAACUCUUUAACCUCAAGGGCAGGGAGAUCAGGAGUGUCUCUGACUUCUUCAGGGAAGGGGAUGCCUUCAUAGCCAUGGGCAAAGAACCGCUGACCCUGAAGAACAUUCAGGUAGCUAUAGAAGAACUGUACCCCAGCAAAGCCCGGGCCCUGACACUGACCCAGCACAGCCGAGCCCCUUCCCCAAGGCUGAGAAGCAGGCUUUAUAGCAAGGCUCUGAGAGGGGGUCACCCCUGCGGGGAGACCGAGGCUGCCAAGAGUUGCGGUGAGGCUGCCCGGUCCAAGGCUGCCAUGGGACAUCAGGGAAAGGCCCCGGUGGAGCCAGCUCUGGAGGACAGGGCGAGGCCCCAGAAGAAGUGGGGUGGGGGCAAGUGGGAGUCUGAGCUGGGUGGCAGGCCGCCCAGGGAAGCCACCCUGGAGAGACCUGCCAGUGGAGAGAAACACCUGGGCGUGGAGAUUGAAAGGACGUCGGGCGAAAUCAUCCGAUGUGAGAAGUGCAAGAGAGAAAGGGAGCUUCAGCAGGGCCCGCAGAGGGAGCGGCUGUCCCUGGGGACCAGCGAGCUGGACCUGGGGAGGUGCCACAGGUACGACGCAGCAGCGGCAGCAGCCGCCCCCGCCGCCGCCGGCGAGAAGCUGGGGAGGACCCGGAGCUGCAGGCGGUCCCCCGAGGCCAACCCUGCCGCCGGGGAGGGGGGGUGGCAGGGCGAGGGCCCCAGGAGCAGCCCCAGGAACCGCACUCAGGAGCUGCGGAGGCCCGCGAGAAACCCGGACCAGGAGGAGCAGGAGGAGCAGGAGGAGCAGGAGGAGCAGGAGGAGCAGGAGGAGCAGGAGGAGCAGGACAGAGACCCCCGGGGUCAGGAGGGUCGCGUUCCCGCGGCGGCCCCGGCCGAGAGGGAGCAGGGGGAAGCCCAGCCGCUCCGGGAGGAGGGGCUGCGAGGCGCCGGGAGGGAGGCCCCGAGCUCCUGCCGGAGCCGGCGGGGGGCGUGGCGGCCCCGGGAGCAGCCCCGCGGGGGCGAGCAGGGCGGGCGGGACGCGGAGCCGGGGCCUCGCGGCGCUCGGAGGCGGCGGCCCGCGGGCCUGGUGGCGGCAGACGUGCACCGGCACUACGAGGCGGGCCGCGUGCUGGGCGACGGCAACUUCGCGGUGGUCAAGGAGUGCCGGCACCGCCAGACGAGGCAGGCCUACGCCAUGAAGAUCAUCGACAAGGCCAGGCUCCGGGGCAAGGAGGACAUGGUGCACAGCGAGAUCCUGAUCAUCCAGAGCCUGUCCCACCCCAACAUCGUCCAGCUGCACGAGGUGUACGAGACCGAGGGCGAGGUCUACCUGAUCAUGGAGUACGUGCAGGGCGGGGACCUCUUCGACGCCAUCACCGAGAGCGUGAGGUUCGCCGAGCGCGACGCGGCGCUGCUGCUCCUGGACCUGUGCCGCGCGCUCGUGCACCUGCACGACAAGAGCAUCGUCCACCGGGACCUCAAGCCCGAGAACCUGCUGGUUCAGCGAAAUGAGGACAAAUCUACCACCUUGAAACUGGCUGAUUUUGGCCUUGCAAAGCAUGUGGUGAGACCUAUAUUUACUGUGUGUGGGACUCCAACUUAUGUAGCUCCUGAAAUUCUUUCUGAGAAAGGUUACGGGCUGGAAGUGGAUAUGUGGGCUGCAGGCGUGAUCCUGUAUAUCCUACUGUGUGGCUUCCCCCCCUUCCGCAGCCCAGAGAGGGACCAGGAUGAGCUCUUUAACAUCAUCCAGCUGGGCCACUUCGAAUUCCUGGCCCCUUACUGGGACAAUAUUUCUGACGCUGCCAAAGAUCUGGUGAGCCGGUUGCUGGUGGUGGACCCCAAGAAGCGCUACACCGCUCACCAGGUCCUCCAGCACCCCUGGAUUGAAACUGCAGGAAAGACAAGCAUGGUGAACCUACAAAAGGAGGUGCCCUCCAGCAAUGAGGGCCACGUCCGGAGCCAGCACAAGCGGCCUGCAGAGCAAGCCUUGUAGCCACCACCUCGGGUACCUAUGCAGCCCCCUUCUUCCCCGCAGAUGGUGAACAAGACAGAAAUCCAGGAGACAGACAAUGAGGAGGGCUUCGGCACAUAAUUGGAGAAUCGGGAAGGCGAGAGAUGCUUAGGAUAUUUUAAAGCAUAUUUUAAAAAAUAAACUUGAGUCUUAAUGUUAAAUGUUGUAACAUAUUUUUAGAUUUGUAUAUUUGAAGACUUUAAUACCUUUUUUGGGGGGCAGGGCAGUCAGUGAGGACUUUUUGGUAAUAAUGCUGGGUUUUGCUUCCUUCUCAUAAUCAAGUUCGUGGUGUACUACACGAGUGGUGCUUACCAGGAUCUAAACUCCCCCUGUGAGAUUAACAAAGUGAAUUGUGGUCUUUCUGUACUAAUAAAACAUGCUCUGAUGAACAGAA
Messenger RNA from Canis lupus familiaris (dog), 2743 nucleotides. It is a transcript of the gene DCLK3, whose product is annotated as doublecortin like kinase 3. Gene Ontology annotation, biological process: protein phosphorylation. The record is from RefSeq and is a predicted model, not a curated record. Lineage: Eukaryota; Metazoa; Chordata; Mammalia; Carnivora; Canidae. Gene Ontology annotation, molecular function: protein kinase activity; ATP binding.